ACAUUGAUGAUAUAUGAUAUUAUUAUUCAAUAAAUUAUUCAAAAAUGAAUAGAUUAACUAUUUUUGUUAUUUUUAUAUAUAGUCUUGCACAUCAUUUUUUCACUGUUUAUUCUGAUGAGAAAAAUCUUACAGAUGAAUUUGAAGAUUCUUACUUUGGUAUAUUUAUUUCUCCAAGGAUUAACAUGAGUACAAAACGAGAAAUUGCACUUUAUUGGAAUCUUAAAAAAUAUCAUCGAGGAGACAAACUUGGAUUAUACACUGAAAAACCACGAGAUAAUUUAAAACCAAUUUUCAUUGUAGAACCAAACGUACCAUUUGGAUUAGCAAAAACUGGAGUGGAAGCUGAUUUUAUUCCAUCUGCAAAACUCAAUUUCACUAAACAAUGUUUAAAAUAUCACGUGGCUUGGUUGCGAUCCAAUUUGAUUAUAAAGGAAAAUUGUUUAAAAACUGAACCAACAUGGAUGGCAGACAUGAAGUGUAUUUUGGGAAAUCAUAAAAUGAGUGAAAUUUUUUUACCAGGAACACACAAUUCUGCCGCUUAUGAAACAUCACCUUCAUUAAUUCAAGAUUUUUUCUACAAUAAAUACAUUAUAACGCAGGACGAAGAUGUUCUUGGCCAAUUAAUAUAUGGAACACGAUAUUUGGAUAUUCGGGUUUGCUAUCGACCAAAAGAGAAAAUUAAAUGGUGGGGUUGUCAUGGAUUGGAUACAGUUCCAUUGCAAACAAUAAUUAAUGAUGUAAAAACUUUUCUCAAUAAUACAAACGAAUUAGUUAUCUUCGAUGUUCAAGAAUUUUCUUCAGAAUUUAAUGAAGAUCCAACAGCUCAUGACAGAUUGAUACAAUUUUUACAAGCUGAAUUUGAAAAAUAUGCAAUUCCAUAUUUGGGCUGGUAUCAAACUUUAAAUAACAUUUGGUCACACAAAAUGAACCUUAUAAUUUGUUACGAUCGUUUUAAUUUUAUUUUAAAACACAAUAUCUUAUGGCCAAGUGUUAGACAACAAUGGGGCAAUGUUCAAUCUAUUGAUAAAUUGUAUCAAUAUUUGGCAAAAAUUGAAAAAAAAGCAUUAAGUUCAAUAACAUAUCAGCCACGAUCAGCUAUGGCACAAAUGACUCCAAAUCCUUCAUAUAUCGUCAGAAAUAUUUUUGGAGGUCUUCGACGUAUGACUGAAGAAGUUAAUCCAAAUAUCACACGAUGGUACAAUAAUUUGUGGCAACACUCGGCGAAUAUUGUUUCUGUCGAUUUCAUUAAAUAUUCUGGAAUUGUUGACAUUGCUCUUAAAUGGAAUUAUAAAAGAUUUAACAGCAAAAAAUGUUUACGGUAACAAUUUCUAUAAUUAUUUUAAGGAAAAGAAUAGUAAAUUUAAAAUAUUCCUUGAUUUUUUAAUUCGAUAUCAUUAAAAUAAUAUAGAAAUCAAAUGUCGAUGAAAUUCACAACGUUUAUGAUCAACGAUUGAAAAAAAAAAUUUUUUUUAUCAGGAAAAUAGAAUUUUCAGACCUUGAAUCGACUUCAAGGCGCAAAAAAGUCGUUUUAGUCUAUUUACACAUUAGAAGCAAAGUCAAAAAAGUAGAUUUUAAAAAUUUUUUAUUUCUAUAAACCAUUGUUAAUAUUAAAAAUAAAUUUUACUAAUUCCUUAAUAAGAAUAAUUUCAAUAGUAAUUUAUCAAGAAAUUUUAUUUCGAUAAUAUUUGAAAAUUAAACC
Messenger RNA from Leptopilina boulardi, 1699 nucleotides. RefSeq names its product variant-surface-glycoprotein phospholipase C-like. Lineage: Eukaryota; Metazoa; Arthropoda; Insecta; Hymenoptera; Figitidae. The record is from RefSeq and is a predicted model, not a curated record. Gene Ontology annotation, biological process: lipid metabolic process. Bases 45 to 1322 code for a protein of 425 amino acids. The transcript has 6 exons. Gene Ontology annotation, molecular function: phosphoric diester hydrolase activity.